Lactuca sativa (garden lettuce) is the source of this 536-nucleotide messenger RNA. Its product is annotated as large ribosomal subunit protein eL37z. Gene Ontology annotation, biological process: translation. Gene Ontology annotation, molecular function: RNA binding; structural constituent of ribosome. Gene Ontology annotation, cellular component: ribosome; cytosolic large ribosomal subunit. The record is from RefSeq and is a predicted model, not a curated record. NCBI's taxonomy places the organism in Eukaryota, Viridiplantae, Streptophyta, Magnoliopsida, Asterales, Asteraceae.
UAACGCAAACCCUAAUUUUUGCAUCCUAUAAAUUGAUAAAAAACUUUUAUCAGACGGUUUUCAAUAUUUUGGUGCUUCCUAGUUCUAGGGUUUUGUUUCUUCUCAAUCUGCGGAGAUGGGUAAAGGAACAGGGAGUUUCGGUAAGAGGAGGAACAAGACACACACACUCUGUGUGAGGUGCGGUCGACGCAGCUUUCAUCUGCAGAAGAGCCGAUGCUCUGCCUGUGCGUAUCCCGCUGCUCGCGUCAGAAAAUACAACUGGAGUGUGAAGGCAAUCAGAAGGAAGACCACAGGAACUGGGCGCAUGCGUUACCUUCGUAAUGUUCCCCGUAGGUUCAAGAGCAACUUCAGGGAAGGCACCCAAGCAACUCCAAGGAGCAAAGGAGCUGUUGCCACCGCUUAAAUUUGAAGUACAAUUUUGUUUGAUUUUCUACUUUAUAUUGUUAUUGGAAAACCAAGCUUUGAAUUAUUGUUUUUACAUUUAUAACAUUUUUGUUAUUUUUCAGUACUAGUAAAAUGCUUUGUCUUAUUCUUGA